ACCGAUGCCAGCCAAGUUCCCGAAUGGAAAACAGGUUCAAUUCAUUAAAAACGGCUUACGCCGUCAUUGCCAACAAGUGACAUUGACUCCUGCAGCUUCUCCACUCAAAAUCGCCAUGUUAUCGUCCAUAUUCCCCAUCUCUGUAAGCGACAAAGAAGCUGAGUCUGCACCGUCAACAGCGCGCCCUGGCGCCGUUUUUCCCGAAAACGCCGAACAGCAAAGCACGUCCCUGCUGUCGGUGUUGGACGACAAAAACCUGCUGAUUGCCGCCCUUCGAAAGCAGCUGCAGAACCAGAAAACCCAGCUCAGCUACUACAUCAAGCGCGAGCUGAAUGGCAAUCGAAUCCAGCAGCUGUCGCUAUCAUGCACCCCCCUCGCCUACGAGUACAGCCUGCCCCUCACUCUGGCCAUGAAUCAGUUCUGCAAACAGGCCGGCAUCAAGUCCAACCUGGCAAAGCUGCACGAGCGCUUGAAGCGCCUGGACAGCGACUUGUCGAACGCGCUCAAGGAUCAGGAGUUUGUGCUCAGAAAAAUCGUCAAUAAACUGUGCGAAUUCCUGCGGUUCCAGGAGAUCUGCAAUGGCGACCAGUUUGGGGGCUUCAUCAGCAGCCCCCUACACGUGGAUCUCUUUGACCAGCUCCUAACGGCCACCGUGGGGCUCAGGAGGCGCCUGGAGGCCUUCAGAAUAUGCUGCGACCGCCUCAUUCUAGUGGAAGAGGAGCGAAGCGCCAUUGUGGACCAAGUCUAUUCGCUGCCAGCGGGGGAGCGCACCACUCGCAACGCGCUGCUGGAUAUCCAGAUGGAGAAAGCGCGACUGGAAAGCGAACUUUUGCACCCCAGAGGCCCACAAGACCUGAACGCCAUCGAGGAUCUGUUGCAGCAGCUGCAAGUCCAGCUGAAUUGCAGCUUUGGGGGUGUGGACAGCAAAGAGAGCAGCGUCAGCAGGAUGCUGACCCAGAUGAACUCCGAAGCCAAACUCCUGCUGGAGGCCACCAAGCAGCAGAGGGAGAAACAGCGCAACGCGCCCUCCAAGGCGAAAAGCCCCGAACCGAACCGCGUUCUCCUCUUCAUCAAACUGGCGGGCGACGACAACGUGAAGCGAACAGACCUGGAGAGCUGGGGGAUCAAAUCCAGCGAGGAACUCACAUUCUUUGCGCUGGUGCGGGACGAAGUCCAGCUCGUCACGGCCAAAGAGCGACAGGAAUCAAACAAAUCCCGCCAAGAAGCAGACCUUUUCAAGAAGAAGCUCAACCAGGCGCAGCUGGAAAACGCACGCGAGCUGGACAAGCUUAGAGCCGACCAUGACAACCAGGCGCAAGCGCUGCGGCAACAACGGGACCUUUACAAGGCUCAAGUGGAGGAUCUGCAGGCCAUUAGGGCGGCCUACGCGCAGCUGGUGGAGAAACCCCAGCCGAAACAGGCAGCGCCACUUGAUGCGGCAGAAUGGAAAAGUCUGCUGCUGCAGCAAAUGGGGCAAGUGGAGGCGCUGAAGGCCAAACUGGCCGACCAGCGCGAUCAGAUCCAGGUUCUGAGUCGCUUCAUCAACCUGACCAGGCCCAACUCACCCACCCUGGACAAAUUCCCGAUCAAGAAACCCAGGGGAAAACGCCCACUGGGCUUUCCGGUUAAUGCGAAAACCGGAGCUCAAGCUCUGAAGCUCAAGAAGCCCACCAGUAGUAUCAGGACCAGGACACUGGGGAGUCGAGGGGGCGGCUCAUUCCAGCUGGUGGCGCAGCGAAGCUAUGCCUGGCAGACAAAGGGCGAAGACAGCCAGGGCAACCUCACACUGGAAAAAUCCUCAAUGUUCAGCGUGGAGUUUCAGUUGAAGAACCAAGCAGCCAUUGACAAGAAAAAUGACCCCAAGCAGUCGCUGGAGGAGUUGUUAGCAGCCCGCUGUUCAGCCGAUGUGGACUGAAAAUGUCAACAAUAUCUCAAAUAUAAAAUGGGAAACUA
Molecule: messenger RNA, 1953 nt
Organism: Dendroctonus ponderosae (mountain pine beetle)
Lineage: Eukaryota; Metazoa; Arthropoda; Insecta; Coleoptera; Curculionidae
Exons: 9
Coding region: 5-1915 (636 amino acids)
Source: RefSeq, a predicted model, not a curated record